CGCGGCAAGUACUAGCUGGAUCUAGUAAGGAACCAUUGGGUCUCGGCACCAACGUCCAAUGCUCUCUAGAGUACUUCCAACUGUAAGAUUCCGCUAAAGUCAAGAUCCUAUGUUAUAUCCUGAAAGCAUAAAAGUUAUCCAGUUUGGUGGAAUGCCUCAGUGGAAAUUCAUGUGAAAUUGUGCACUCGGAAUCUGUUUGUGAUGGUUAUUUAAUCCGUAUGUAACUAUCUUGUGACUCGGGCUCCGGGGGUACUGGUUGAGUGCAUUUUGGUGUAAAAGUUUCACGUUUCGCAUACUUCAGUGGUAAAAGAUUGCUAGUGCGAAGAUAAGCUCCUCCGGAAAAUCUUGGAAGGCGUGAGAAAGGAUUUAGUGAUAUAGUAUUUUUGAAAGUUUUAAUGGUUCAGUGAUUUUCGAUGAAAUCUUGUGUUAUAGUUGAAAUGUUUAAAUAGUGUCAGUGGAUACCAAAAAAUUAAAUUCCAAUUCCGUUGUCACUCUGAAAUCUUCUUCGAAUCAGGACGUUAGAGAAUUUAGCAGCUCUUAAAUUAGACUGCUGUAAUUUCGAUGCUGAACGUGGCCGCAUUUCAAGAUGUGUAAAGACUGUGCUCAUCCGAUUUAAAGGCGAGAAUAAAUUCAGUUUAAAAGCAGAGGGAGAAAAAAUGCGGGAAAUUAGUGUCCAAAGUCAACAUACCCUGUAUUCCGGUUCGUGUGUUGGUUAUUCAAAUUAAACAAUUUUAAUGCGAAAAAUCGUCAGCAGCCAUGGACAUUCAUAUAUUGGAGAGUCCCAUUUCAUUGCCGAUGAAUUUCAAUUCAAUAAUGCACCAUCUGAUAUUCGAAUAAAAAUUUUCCGAUAAAAUGGAGGUCAACAUGGAUGACAAUUCAUCACUGACAACGGACUACUAUAGCUAUUAUUGGAAUAUCACAGAUUACUACAGCACAGAUAAUUAUAACUAUGUUUCGACGACGAGCAACAGCACCAACUCCAGCUUUGCCCAGGCAAAUAUGUUCAUAUUGCCGUGGUGGCGCCAGCUCUUGUGGAGUAUCUUGUUUGGCGGCAUGGUCAUUGUGGCAACUGGAGGCAACCUCAUCGUCAUUUGGAUAGUCCUCGCCCACAAGCGGAUGCGAACGGUCACGAACUACUUUAUAGUGAACUUAUCUAUAGCUGAUGCCAUGGUUUCCACCCUCAAUGUCACUUUUAACUACAUCUACAUGCUGUAUGCCGACUGGCCAUUUGGAACGUUGUAUUGCAAAAUAGCACAAUUCGUAGCGAUCCUCAGUAUAUGUGCCUCCGUGUUCACGCUAAUGGCUAUAUCUAUUGACAGAUACAUGGCCAUCAUGAAUCCCCUACGACCUAGAAUGGGCAAAAGGAGUACUCUGUGUAUAGCGGGUGCAAUAUGGGUGCUCGGGAUUAUUUUAUCAUGCCCGAUGUUGGUAUUUUUUACGACGUACAAUGAAGUGUUGAACAAUGGAAAAAUUAGGGUAGUUUGUUAUGCUGAAUGGCCGGAUGGACCAACUAAUCAUUCAUUACAGGAAUAUGUAUACAACGUUGUGUUUAUGUUUCUAACGUACUUUUUACCAAUUGGGUCCAUGACUUUCACAUAUGCCCGCGUUGGACUGGAGCUUUGGGGUUCACAAAGUAUCGGUGAAUGUACCCAGAGGCAAUUGGAUAAUAUUAAGAGCAAGCGCAGGGUUGUUAAGAUGAUGAUGGUCGUAGUAGUUAUUUUCGCUGUAUGCUGGCUACCAUUCCAUAUUUAUUUUAUAGUAACUUCAUAUUAUCCUGAAAUAACAAGCCUGCCGUAUAUCCAGGAGUUCUACUUAGCUAUCUAUUGGCUGGCGAUGAGCAAUUCCAUGUACAAUCCAAUGAUUUAUUGUUGGAUGAAUUCCAGAUUUCGUCGGGGAUUUAAACAGUUUUUUUGUUGGUGUCCUUUCGUUAAACUCACUCCGGAAACAUUACAACGACGGGAAGUCCUAACCUCGCGGUAUUCAUGUUCUGGAUCACCUGAUCAUCAUCGAAUUGUAAGAAACGGUAAGAAAGACACUGAAAGGUCUUUUCUGUAUACGUGUCCGGGCUCGCCGAAACACCGAAGGAUGUCACAUGGCGGCUCGAUACGUAUCCCAAUGCACAUAACAUCCACUCCUGGUAUAAACUCCUCCUAUUUAACAUCGAACUCGGCGGGUCUUCACGCCAUGAAUACAUUCACAAAUGACUACCAAUCAUACCGAAAUAAUUCGGCCGGGCUGCAACAACGCUGGACAACCACUCGUACAACUGCGUCCUGACAGAUGCGAAAUCCAAAUUCACUUAGCAAAAAUAACAACAAUAACGAAAGCAAUUGUUAUCCGGACAAUUGCAAUCGUCCUUUUGACCAUGACACAGUUGAUGGACCAAAACAGCGGAGGACUUGGAUCUAAUAACAAAAUACAUACCAGUACCAUUUUAAGGAGUAAGGAUUUAGUUUUAAGGCUAUAAAUGUAAAAUAAAUAAAAAAACAAAAACUCAAAAAAGUGUACAUGAAUGGAAAAGCGGAACAAAUCUGAAAGAGAAAUCAUGGAGAGCAGGAGAUGAAAAACAAAUUCAGAUGUAAUGAAAAUGAUAAAUCAUAUCCUUCCUGACAAUGAUAAGUUGAUAUAAAUGUGUAAAAUAUAAACAUUAGGAAUAUAAACAACAAAAUGAUAUAUAAGUGUGCUAUGUGUAUGUGUAGAGAAUAUUGAAGACAUUUGGAUACAAUGAGCAAACAAAUGUGAUUGAUACUACCCCUGAGUAAACAUAGCAUUACCGGGCAAACAAGAGAACUUGUAUUUUCAGAAAAGGUGCAGUUGUUACGACUAUUUUGAUCCAAGAAUAAAGGAAAAGACUUGAGAAACAGGUAUAG
Hermetia illucens (black soldier fly) is the source of this 2870-nucleotide messenger RNA. Its product is annotated as tachykinin-like peptides receptor 99D. Gene Ontology annotation, biological process: G protein-coupled receptor signaling pathway. The transcript is spliced from 10 exons. Gene Ontology annotation, cellular component: plasma membrane. Lineage: Eukaryota; Metazoa; Arthropoda; Insecta; Diptera; Stratiomyidae. The record is from RefSeq and is a predicted model, not a curated record. Bases 853 to 2277 code for a protein of 474 amino acids. Gene Ontology annotation, molecular function: tachykinin receptor activity.